CUGGCUGUGCUCUGCCUCCACUAGUAGUGCAGGUGCCGCUGCGCUGGGGCCGGGGAGGCUGCGCGCCGAGCCAAGCUGAGCCAGGGAGGGAUGGAGAGCGGGCAGCCCGGGUUGCAGAAGCACCGGCGCGGGUCGUAGGCGGGCGAGAUACGGGCGCUCGGGCACGAGAAGUGUGCGGGUGCAAGAGCACUUUGAGAUAGGAUGAGGCUCUUGGCUGGCGCGGUAGUACUAUGAUUUGGUAUGUGGCCACUUUGAUAGCAAGUGUGAUCAGCACCCGAGGUCUUGCGGCUCAAGGUGCCCACGGCCUGCGAGAGGAGCCCGAGUUUGUGACUGCAAGAGCUGGCGAGGGCGUGGUCCUGCGAUGCGAUGUGAUCCACCCGGUGACAGGACAGCCCCCGCCCUAUGUUGUAGAGUGGUUCAAGUUUGGGGUCCCCAUUCCUAUCUUCAUCAAGUUUGGCUACUACCCGCCCCACGUGGACCCUGAGUAUGCAGGCCGGGCCAGUCUUCAUGAUAAAGCAUCCCUGCGGUUGGAGCAGGUGCGCUCUGAGGAUCAGGGCUGGUACGAAUGCAAAGUGCUCAUGCUGGACCAGCAGUAUGACACCUUCCACAAUGGCAGCUGGGUCCAUCUCACCAUCAACGCCCCUCCCACCUUUACAGAAACACCCCCCCAGUACAUCGAGGCCAAGGAGGGUGGCAGUAUUACCAUGACCUGCACAGCUUUUGGGAACCCCAAGCCCAUCGUCACCUGGCUCAAGGAGGGAACGCUCCUCGGUGCUAGUGGGAAGUACCAGGUGAGUGACGGCAGCCUGACGGUGACAUCAGUCAGUCGUGAGGACAGAGGCGCCUAUACCUGUCGAGCAUACAGUAUCCAGGGGGAGGCUAUGCACACAACCCACCUGCUGGUACAAGGGCCUCCUUUUAUUGUUUCCCCUCCUGAGAACAUCACCGUCAACAUCUCCCAGGAUGCUCUGCUCACCUGCAGGGCAGAGGCGUAUCCCGGCAACCUCACCUACACCUGGUACUGGCAGGAUGAGAACGUCUACUUCCAGAACGACCUGAAGCUGAGGGUGCGCAUCCUAAUUGAUGGGACGCUGAUCAUCUUCCGGGUGAAGCCAGAGGAUGCUGGGAAGUACACCUGCGUUCCUAGCAACAGCCUGGGGCGCUCCCCCUCUGCCUCGGCUUACCUGACUGUGCAGUACCCAGCCCGUGUCCUCAACAUGCCCCCUGUAAUUUAUGUGCCCGUGGGAAUCCAUGGCUAUAUCCGCUGCCCUGUGGAUGCAGAGCCACCAGCCACCGUGGUGAAGUGGAACAAGGACGGCCGCCCCCUGCAGGUGGAGAAGAACCUGGGUUGGACCUUGAUGGAGGAUGGCUCUAUCCGAAUUGAGGAGGCCACAGAGGAGGCUCUUGGCACUUACACCUGUGUGCCUUACAACACCUUGGGGACCAUGGGCCAGUCUGCGCCUGCACGGCUUGUCCUGAAGGAUCCCCCGUAUUUCACGGUGCUACCAGGUUGGGAGUAUAGGCAGGAGGCUGGCCGGGAGCUGCUCAUCCCCUGUGCAGCUGCAGGGGACCCCUUCCCUGUCAUCACUUGGAGAAAGGUAGGGAAGCCCAGCAGAAGCAAGCACAGUGCCCUGCCCAGCGGGAGUCUCCAGUUUCGUGCUCUGAGUAAGGAGGACCACGGGGAGUGGGAAUGUGUUGCCACUAAUGUGGUCACAAGCAUCACUGCCAGCACCCACCUCACUGUCAUUGGCACCAGCCCCCAUGCCCCGGGCAGUGUCCGGGUCCAGGUCUCCAUGACAACUGCCAACGUGUCCUGGGAACCAGGCUAUGAUGGAGGCUACGAGCAGACAUUCUCAGUUUGGUACGGACCUCUGAUGAAGCGGGCACAGUUUGGGCCCCAUGACUGGCUGUCCUUGUCAGUGCCACCGGGCCCUAACUGGUUGCUGGUGGACACCCUGGAGCCUGAGACUGCAUACCAGUUCAGUGUCCUGGCCCAGAACAAGCUGGGAACCAGCGCCUUCAGUGAGGUGGUCACUGUGAACACUUUAGCAUUCCCUAUUACAACUCCAGAACCCCUGGUGCUGGUUACCCCACCAAGGUGCCUCACAGCCAAUCGGACCCAGCAGGGUGUGCUCUUGUCCUGGCUCCCACCUGCCAAUCACAGCUUCCCUAUUGAUCGCUAUAUCAUGGAAUUCCGAGUCGGGGAGCGCUGGGAGAUGCUAGAUGAUGCCAUUCCAGGCACUGAUGGAGAUUUCUUUGCCAAGGAUCUAUCACAGGACACCUGGUAUGAGUUCCGGGUUCUGGCUGUCAUGCAGGAUCUGAUCAGUGAGCCCAGCAACAUCGCCGGAGUCUCCAGCACAGACAUUUUCCCACAGCCAGACCUGACUGAUGAUGGGCUGGCCCGGCCUGUAUUGGCUGGAAUUGUUGCUACCAUUUGCUUCUUGGCAGCUGCCAUCUUGUUCAGCACUCUGGCUGCUUGCUUUGUCAACAAGCAGCGCAAGCGCAAGCUCAAGCGAAAAAAAGACCCUCCGCUCUCCAUCACUCACUGCAGGAAGAGUCUUGAGUCUCCCUUGUCCUCUGGCAAGGUGAGUCCGGAGAGCAUCCGCACACUUCGUGCUCCAUCUGAGUCCUCCGAUGACCAGGGCCAGCCCGCAGCCAAGAGGAUGCUGAGUCCCACACGGGAGAAGGAGCUGUCCUUGUACAAAAAGACCAAGAGGGCCAUCAGCAGCAAGAAGUACAGUGUGGCCAAGGCUGAGGCAGAGGCUGAGGCCACGACCCCCAUCGAGCUGAUCAGCAGAGGCCCUGAUGGCCGCUUUGUAAUGGAUCCCUCUGAGAUAGAGCCUUCCAUGAAAAGCAGACGCAUUGAGGGCUUCCCCUUUGCAGAAGAGACAGACAUGUACCCUGAGUUCCGUCAGUCUGACGAGGAGAAUGAGGACCCGCUGGUGCCCACAUCUGUGGCUGCCCUGAAGUCCCAGCUGACUCCCUUGUCUUCCAGCCAGGAGUCCUACCUGCCACCACCAGCAUAUAGCCCUCGGUUCCAGCCCCGUGGGCUGGAGGGCCCCAGUGGCCUGGGAGGUCGACUCCAGGCCACCGGCCAAACCAGGCCCCCUGCUCCCCGGCCCUUCCACCAUGGCCAGUAUUAUGGGUAUCUGAGCAGCAGCAGCCCUGGGGAGGUGGAACCACCACCCUUCUACAUGCCAGAAGUGGGCAGCCCCCUGAGCUCAGUCAUGUCGUCCCCACCCCUGCACACAGAGGGGCCAUUUGGUCACCCAACCAUCCCUGAGGAAAAUGGAGAGAAUGCUUCUAACAGCACGCUGCCCUUGACUCAAACCCCUACGGGAGGGCGCUCCCCUGAGCCCUGGGGCCGGCCAGAAUUCCCCUUUGGGGGGCUGGAUACUCCAGCCAUGAUGUUCCCCCACCAGCUGCACCCCUGUGAUGUGGCCGAGAGUCUGCAGCCCAAGGCCUGCCUGCCCCGAGGACUGCCCCCCUCCUCCCUUCAGGUGCCCGCGGCCUACCCAGGCAUCCUGUCUCUGGAGGCACCCAAGGGUUGGGCAGGCAAGUCACCAGGCAGGGGCCCUGUCCCAGUGCCGCCCGCCACCAAGUGGCAGGACAGACCUAUGCAACCUCUGGUGAGCCAAGGGCAGCUAAGACAUACCAGCCAAGGUAUGGGCAUACCCGUGUUGCCUUACCCCGAGCCAGCUGAGCCCGGGGGGCAUGGCAGCCCCAGCACAUUUGGCCUGGACACCCGGUGGUAUGAGCCCCGGCCUCGGCCCAGCCCCCGGCAGGCCCGGCGCACCGAGCCCAGUUUACAUCAAGUGGUGCUACAGCCUUCCCGGCUCUCACCUCUGACCCAAAGUCCCCUCAGCUCCCGCACUGGCUCUCCAGAGCUCGCCGCCCGUGCCCGGCCUCGCCCGGGCCUCCUACAGCAGGCAGAGAUGUCGGAGAUCACCCUGCAGCCUCCAGCUGCAGUCAGCUUCUCUCGAAAGUCCACGCCAUCCACGGGCUCCCCUUCCCAGAGCAGUCGCAGUGGGAGCCCCAGCUACCGGCCCGCCAUGGGCUUCACCACUCUGGCCACAGGCUACCCCUCCCCACCGCCGGGCCCUGCCCCUGCGGCACCUGGGGACAACUUGGAUGUGUUUGGACAGACACCUUCCCCUCGGAGGAUGGGGGAGGAGUUGCUCCGACCAGAGCCCCCAACAACAUUACCUACUUCAGGAACACUUCCACCUGCGUCCGGGAAUGCUGCUGCACCUGAGAGGCUGGAGGCUCUGAAAUACCAACGGAUAAAGAAGCCCAAAAAGUCAUCCAAGGGCUCUUCGAAGUCAAAGAAACGAUCCGACGGUUCUGCCUCCCAGGCUCAGCAGCUUCCCAACUCUCAGGUUCUGUGGCCCGACGAAGCUGUCUGCCUCCGAAAGAAGAAGAGACACUCUCGUCCUGACCCUUUUGCCCGGCUCUCAGACUUGUGCCACCGCCAGCUUCCAGAAGACCAGACAGCAAUCCUCAACAGUGUGGAUCAUGAUGACCCAGGCCAUGCCACUCUGCUAUGACUCCACACCACUCUAAGUGUCCCAGGGCAGGGUCCUGGGCUGUGGGGGCAGGGAGGGACAUCAUGUGGGGCCUCAUCCUCUGUCCACUAACACAUGGCUCAGACCUUUGUCCUGUGUGCCCUCUCUCCUGCCAGAGUGGAAGUCUUCCCCCAGAUCGUGGCCAGUUGGUCUUGUCCACAGGACAGAGGGCUGGGGCAGACCUUCUGCCUGUGGGUCAAAGUCAGGGAGCAAGUUGGGGACAGAAGGGCAUCUGUCUCCACCCACCUCUCCCUUGAUUUUUCUCGCUUCUUCAAUGUCUUUGAAAGUGAAGAAGAGGAAAGCAAUGGCUUUUACUGCUCUCUGCUUCUGUUUUAGUUUUUUUGAGUGCUGGGAGAUGGCUAGACUUCUAUACAUCUUUCAAAUUCCACAUAUAUAUAGAUAUAGAUACAAAUGCACAUGUAUGUAGUUGGUGGGUUUCUCUAUGUGUAUAUAUAUGUACAUUGAAGCAAAAUGCUGUUUCUUUCUGUGGUCAAUGAAGGAAAGAGGAGGGCAGUGGACAGCUGGGGUUUGUGAGCAGGGUUGGCUGUGAGCUGGCUGGGUGCCCUCAUGUCUGUCUCGAGGGAUUAUUCUUGCUGAAACAGGAUUCAUGUCUCUCAGCUAAAUUUACCAUUGUUCUCUCUAACUUGCCCCAACCAGAACAGAAAUGGGGCCCUGCCAUGAUUGCCAGCUGCCUGCUUUGCAGGUUUAGCAAACCGUUACCACUGAAAUAAACACAAGCCUUUCUUGCUUGGUUGCCAGGUGAAGAAAGGGUGGCCAGGCAAAAGGCCAGACUGGCAUCUUCUUACCUUCCACAGUUUGGCCCAUGUGACAAAGGUAGAUGCUGCUUUGCAGUGGCAGGCCCCGGUGCACAACCAAGCAAUGGCAGGCCCUGGUGCACAAACCCGAGCUCAUGCAAUCAUGCAUCAGCUGUUCCUAUUGGUCUAGCCAGGGCCAGGAGCCCUGCAGCCUAAGGUUCUCUCAUUCUGAGGCCACCUGUGCAGAGCACCAAGCUGCCUCAGCUCUAUUUAUAUCACUCUCCAGCUCCGCACUCUCUGGAGUGUUGCUCCAUGGUGGCUGAUUGGCUCCUCCUUUCCUAUUGUGGGAGCUAAUUCUCCAGAUUGAUUAAUUGCCACUUGUGUAAUGCUGCCUGCGGCUCCUUUGCAUACUUGCCACUUGCUGCCUGCCAUCUCUGCUUUACCCUGGGGUCCCCCUCCACCCUGGGGACCCAAGCUCUAGUAGCAUAUCCUGAGGAUGCCUCAGAUAACUGUGUUCUGGGGUACUCUUUUCCAAGUACUCUUGAAUAAAGCUUUUUGAGGCAUAGGAAUGGAGGUGAAACAGGGAGUAGGCAGGGGUGUGGGCCUUGGUCCUUCCUCUACCAAAAUCUUAUCAUAGUUCAAACUAGCACCCAGAAGCUUUUUUGAGGCUAUCUUCCUACUCAGAUAUCUCUUUCUCUUUCCGUGAGAUAACGGUGCUGCCCAAGAACAGAACAGAAGACUAAGAAUGGGGCAGAGAGAGGAAUUGUUUUCACUCUCCCCUCUUCUUGUAUAGGAGGCUACCCUUUUGGCCUGGCCUAGAAUAAUGGAAACUGCUAGGAACCUUGAAGUAUUUCCUUCUUGGUGCUACUGCCUUGGUAGGUUUGGGGAUAUUCACUUCUUCCCCAGUGACCUGCUUGGACAUUGACCAAGUAAGUCAAAGCACUAGAAGGCUUCUGCUAGUCUCAUUGCAGUUGCCAAAGGCUCGGCCCAAUGACCUAGGCAAGACAUGGCCUCUGAGGGCUGGGAAGCUGGUCCUUUGUUGGAGCUUCCACUUUGGGGGAUGGAAUUUGCCUCUGUCAGCUAGGCCCUGGUGCUUCCUACUCUUUCCUAGUGAACUGGGGACCAACCCUUGAGGCUCUGCCAUGUGAGCUAUACCACAGCUACAGAUCAUUUAUGGACAAGGGUGAAGAAUGUGCAGUAGAUGGUGUUGUAUUGCUCUGGGACUAGGCUGUGCACCCUUGGUGUGGAACCUGGACCCUCAGCUAAUGCAUUCUGUGGGGCAUUGGAGUCCACUUGACUACUGGGCAGCAUCUCUAGCAAAUUGGAAAAGUAGAGUUGUGUGCCUCUUUGAGUUUUUUUUCAGAGGUGGUGCUACCACUGCCACUGUGCCACAUGGGCUGCUCACUAGAGCAUCUCUCCCAGGAUGUGUGGGGAGCAGACCUACCUGAAAUAUCAGUGUGGAAUGUGGGGGAUUACAGCAGGUCAGUCUGUAGUCUUUGUCCCACUGGGCUGGCCAGCCAAGGUCCUGCAAUGGAAGGUGAUUGCCAUGCAUCAGGUCUGGAGAACUAUGGGAUAAAUUAGGCCAACUUAUUAGUACCCUCCUGGGACUUCUAGUCCCUGAGGCCAUCUGGGCCUUGAGGUUAGAAAAGAAGAAGAGCAGCUGAUAUGGAAGGCUUUGCUUCUUUAGGAUGUUAUACAGGGCCAAGAGCCAAACGUUGUGGGCUGAGGUGUCUCUGCCUACAACUGGGCUUUCCAGGGGUCCUGUGCCAACAAAGGUGCUGACUCCCUUCUUUUCUUGCCUCUGCCAGUGCCCUUUACCUCAGCAUAUCAGACCAAAUGGUGGGAGCUGUGUUUUCUGCUGGCCACUAGGUGGCAGCUGUGCUGUGGUGUCCUCAGGGCAGGGAAGAGACCCAAGGCCUACCUAUUUCUCUGUGCCCUUGGACUCAUUCUCCUUCCAAUGGGGGCUUCCUUCUUGUGACAGUGACCUUGGAGGCCAUCAACCUUCCUGCAUCCCUGGGAGCUAUUUUAGUCUUUACUUGAAGGACUGCAAAGGAAAUUGACAAAAUAUGGUCCUCUCUGUGUCCAUGGGGUAGAUGGCCAAGGUGUCACACUACAUGCUGGAUAUGGGCACGUGCAUAAUAGUCCAUUUGGGAACUUAUGGAUGCUGGGGGUGUUUCCACUUUUGGGAACCAAUGUCCUUUGCACUCUGCCUUUGAACACAGCAAUGACCACUCUUAAGUUUUCUAGUACUUUCCCCCUCCACUCUGUGGGAGAUCACAUUGUCUUCCAAACCCCUUUAGGAUCUGGUAGCCUUGCAGUAGAAGUAACUCAGAUAAAAACCUAUUCCUGUAGCUCAGAUUUUUGUCGGCCUCUUCCUUCUGCAUCUUGACUGGAAACAGUGGCUGUUUCACCAUUUGGUGAUCCACAGAGCAGGAAGAGGAUAAAGUGGCUCUUUAAGGGACAUGAGAGACUGCAAUUUGUUUUAGGGAAAGCGAGCAAUAAGAAGGAGAAGGUGGAUCCUGUUUCUUGGUUGGCUGGCUGGCCACCAGUGGAAUCUGGUGUGGAUUGUCAGUGUGGCCCCAGCAACUGGGAGUGGACCCUGCCUGUUGGCUAACUUAACUAAAUAACAACUUCCCUUGAGAGACUGGGGGUAGGAGAGGCCUCCUCAGAUUCUACUUUCUCAACAGGAAGGAUGCCUUUAUUCCAAAGGGCUGACAGGGUCUGCACCCUUCUAUGAGGAAGGGUUUGGGUCACAUGAUCAUGUCCUUGGGGGAAGGAUCCAGUGGGGUGGAUAGGGGUAAGUACUUGUUGAUCUUUUUCCAUGUACUCUGCCUUGAUUUUUCAUUUGCAAUCUAAAAUAUUUGGGGUUGAACAGAUUUCAGUUAUUUAUUCUCCUGCUCUUUUCAUGCAUAAGAUACUCAGUAAGGUAAAUUCAGAUGUGGAAUUUUCUUUUUCUUUUUUUUUCCUACAAGGUUGACAAACAGUAGCUUCAGGAGAGAAACAGAUGUCACAGAGCAUCAUUGUAUCUUUGCCACUGCCUAGAAUUUGAAUCCAGAGCUGAGAUGUCUGUGACUGGGGAUGUUUCUUUCAGUUUUGUUAGCAAAAGCCUUUUGGGGUUCGGGGGUGGGCUGAGGGAAGAAUUGUAGAUAAGUACAUUUUAUUAAUAUGUAGAAAACCCUAGGAAAAGAAAAGCUAAUGGUUACUCUUGGGCUUGCUUUGCUUGCAUGUAAAGGAGCUUUGGGGGCACGGCAGGGAUUUGGGGGGAGCAGUGGGAAGAAGUCAAAGGGCAAUGAUGACUGGAAACCUAGGGAAGCUCUUGGAUGCUCUCAGUGAGAACCAUGAGCAUUGCCAGUAGUGCUCCUGGGCUCAGUCCUACCUUUUGUGUCUUCUCCAAAAUAAAGUCAGAAGCAAACUCCAGUAAGACAGAGAUUCAGAGCCCUACAUGGCUGCAUUUGUGGAGUAUUUGGGAGGUGUUUUGAUGAUCAGUUCUAUGCUGAGUAUGGUAAUGAUGGUGCAGGGGGACUCUAGGAAGGGUAGUUGGAGAGGUGGAGUAUGGAGUAGAACCCUGAUCCUUUGCCAGGUAUAUGUGAGGCUGGAAGGAAACAGAAUGUUAGAUUAGUCUGGAAGUAGGGAGCGAGGAUCCAGGGAUUGUAAACCCCAAAGCAGGGGACAUUGAGCCUUACCAUUCUCUUUGGGGCAUGUGAUAACUUAGUUACAAAUAAUAGAGUAGUAUACACAUUCCAAGAAAAAACAGUGCCUGCCUGGUAAGGGACAGGCUGAGGAGUGGUAGCAGUGAAGAGGCAGGAUCAGUGGGGGAGGGGGAUUAGCCACUGAUUGCAGAUUGUGGGUAGGGGCUGGCACACAGGCUCAGACUGGGUCUUGCUCUUAGCUGGACUUCUUUGCUUCUUCCAAAAUUAGCCUCUAACACUAAGUGCCCAUGUAUGAACAUCUUCACCAUCUACUUCAGCUUUAUCUGUUGGUUUUCAGGUUUCCUCAGGUCUAAAGCUAGGAGGGUUCUUUGAAAUGCUCCUUCUAUCACUAGCUCUUGGUCAGCAGAGAAGGAAGGAUCCUUUUUAUGAGCUUUGUGUGUUUGCUCUCAUAAGAAGUGGUCGGUUGCUUUUCCUCCUCAUUCAUUAUUUAAAAAUGUUCACAAGACUUUGGAGAUGACGGUAGAAGAGGAAUGGGGCCUGGCAUCUAUAUUUGUCAUCCUUUCUUCUUGAGGUCUAGGAAAUUACUUCAGGUCACGAAGCUACAUAGUGGCUUCAUGCCUAGGCUUCACUUUUUCUUUUGUUAAGUUAAAAAGUCACUAGUUUGGCUGAGGUGAGUAGAUGAAAAUGUUUCACCCUGUAAUCAGAGACCAGCCAAUCUUCUCCUUAAUGUCUCCAACUCUGCUUCCUUUUGGAUCAAGAGGCAGAAUUUAAAAUCUCUUUUUUAGAAGAAAUCUAUAAACCAAGGAUCAAAGCCCAGAUUGGAAUUUAACAUUCAUACCAACUUAAAGUUUAAAUAGGGGUGUCUCUUACUACCCCCUCCCUCUGACCCAUAGUGAAUCUGCACAGGUCCAGAGCCUUAUUUCUGGACCCCUAUCUAUACUUUCAAAUAAGUCUUUCAGGAGUAAAUAAAACGUCCCCACCAGAUGUUUUGUGCAUUUAGUUGUGGAGAAGGUAAUUUUUUUCAUGAUCUUUUUUUAAGUUGAUAGAAAAAUUCCCCAUAAAUUAAGCCUGGACCGAAGCAAUCCAUAGUUCUGUGUAGGAUAAGGAAAAUUAAGCAUUAGUGAAAUAUUGUUAAUGGCUGGCUUGGCUUUAGGGAAGAAGAGUCAGGAUAUCUCAAUCACUAAGUACUUUGGUAGAAUAGCAAAUGGUCAUUGAAAUCACUUGGACAUUCUCUUCUGUAGUGGGUCAGUGGCAGUCGUUGGGAUUCUGAAGAGAGCUGAUGACAUAGUUGACUGACUUGGACCACUUGCUGGGAAAGCUAGUUUGAGAAAUUCAACUAGUGUGGUACAAUUUCUCAGCUCCCAUCCUUGGUCUUUUGGUUGUCUACUAAAUGGUGACAUGAAUGAAUAUCUGACCUAUUUUUCUUCAGGGUCUUAAAGAAAUGUGCCCUACCAAUCCCAUCUCCUCCUGGUACUAGGUUUCUUGGAUUUAUUUUAGGAAUUAGGGCAAACUGUCCCUCUCUACCUCUUAUACACAUCAAUUAGGUUCCCUUUCCUUCUGUCCCCCACUUCUAUGUGGCUCCAGGGAUCUUGAAAUUGUGCAUGGUUUAUGAUAGGGAGGUGGUUGGGUGGGGAAAGGAAUUGGGGAGGGCACAGGGGUUGGGCUGGGAGGGGAAUUUGCAUUUGCAGCCUUAGAAAUUCUGCAAGCACGUGGGAUCUUCACAUAAGUAGAUGGUAAGGGCAAAUGCUUGAUGCUCCUCAUUCUGGUGAUGAGGGCAUAGGGGCAUUUUGCUUCUUUUUGACUUAGGGACUUGUGGAACAUUUUAUCUGAUGGAGGGGAAUGAAUGGUCAUCUUGCUAUCCUUGGAAGGGAAACUGUCAGUCAUUCUAUCAGUGAAUAUUUAUAGUGACUUCCAUGAACAAAGAUAAGCCUAUCAUGAGUUGACAUUGUCCUGACUAGGUCAGAGAAGUUGGAUUACCUCACCUGUCUCUCUGCAGGCACCAGUUUAUCUUCCUGUUCUCUAUUUCAGUGUUCCUUUCCUGGGUUCAGGAAGUAAGUGUGAUGGGGUGUGCAAUGACUGUGUCGUGUGUAUGAGUGUGUAGUGUAUACAUGGUAUCUAUAUGUUCGAUGUGUGUUUGUGGCAUGUAUGGUAUCUGUAAGUGUGUUGUAUGUAUGAGUAUAUAGUAUGGUGUGAGUGAUAUGGGUUGUGUGUGUGGUGCAUGUAUGUAUGCAUGUCUUAUGUGUGUGUAAUAGAUUUAUAGGAACACACUGCUUUGCCUGAAUAGCAUCAGGCCUAGGAGACACUCUUUUUGGUUGGCUUUUUAUUUGCUAGACAACUUUUAUUUUGGGUAGGAGGGUCAAAUUAGUAAUACACUAUCUUAAGUGUAUUUUUUAUGGAGAUUGUAUAUAAAAUUAUAUAAAUAUAUAAAACUUGUUCUAUUUUAAGGAGAGAGGGGAACUUACGUGGGGGGGUGGGCAAGAAUCAGAUGCAAUAGUGGUGACUAACAGUGGAAACUUCAGGCAAGUGGUCCAUGUGGGGAGUUGGGAGUGGGUGGGCAAGAAAUGCAAGCUGGGCAGGAUGAGUGGGGACUCAUGCCCUCUGCACACAUAUAUAAAUAUGAAGAAAACCUAUAUAAAGUAUAUCUGUCUAUCUUAUCUACAUAUCUAUAUACCUAUAUGCAGUCAUAGUUUGCUUUAUUUUUGUACCUGUGCUUAGAGAUGCUUUGAGCAGUAUCACCAUCCCCAGGUGGUCUGGGGUACUAGCUCAUGCCUGAUGACACCUCUUCUCCAUCUUUCCCGAGAUAGACUCUCUGUUCAGAGUUUCUUGGGUCUCUCUGAUGGAAAUAUGUAUUUGUGAAACAAACUUUAAAAUAACAAAACAAAGAACUCUCAGAAAGGACAGGUGAGUUGACAGUUGUAGGAUAUAUUAGAUCUAAUAGCUGUAGGGAAUCCAGAUCCACAUGUCUCUUGCUACUGGAGGGGACACUGAUUUGAACUAUUUGAAAGGAGUGAUUGAUAUAUAGUAAGAAUGAUGGAGAGUUGGAAACUGUGAUUCUAUCCCUGUGUGGCUAUGGGUUGGUACCCAGUUCCAUGGAAGGAAUUCAGUUUAGUAGCUUGGAAAGUGGGAGGUUGAGAUUGUCUAGGGACUUAGAGUUAACACCUGUUUCAGUUUAUAGCACCUGGGCUUAGCAGUUCCUGGAGGGUAUGGUGGUAAGAGAGAUUGUGAGGCUGACAGCUUGGGCUCAGUCUUGAUGAAGAGACACCCUGAUAAUUAUUGCUAUAGAUUCUUGGAACAAGUGUGAAUGUGAUUAUCUAGUAUAAAUAUGUCAUCUCUCCUGUUUUCAUUUAUUUUUAAUUGGAAAAUAAAGUGCCAUUGGAAAUGGGGUACUCCAAUCCUAGGACAAGUGGAGGAUCAGGAACGGGAGAUUAGUUUGGGGCAAGACUGGAAAGAUAGGUCCUAGGAGGAUCUCCUUCUGCACUCAGCCUGGGAUUUAAAAAACUGAACAGUGUUUUUGAAAGAAUAUGAUCAAGAAUGGAGCAGGAGUUCGUUUGUGUUUGAAUAGAAAACUGGGUGACCUGAAGAAUAUCUCUUUGAGAAUGCAAGACCUCACACACCCUGCAAGGCCAUAUGUCUUGUAACCACUGCCAGCAUCUCCUAGGUGCUUGCUCGUCCAUCUGACUUGCCAAGAACUCACAGGGAUGUGUUUGAAGCUGGUGCAGUGCCAGAUGGUGCAUGCAGCCAGGAGAGACUCAUAACUGCAAUCUCUCAGCUCUUACUCCUGCUUGUCACUCAAAAAGGGCAAUACUAACCCCUCUUUCUCAACCAAAUGUUAUGCUAUCUAAGAGCUCUGUCCAUGGAGUUUGAUCAUUAGAGGAAUUCAAAUGCCUCCGCCAUGGGAAAGGCUUUUUAUUUACUUGGGGGUAUUAUGGGAAGAGUGGGUUGGUGAGAAGCUUGAGUCUAAAUCCUGAUCCUAGACCUUAUGUGACCCUGUCAUUCAUGAGGGCAUUGUUCUUGGCUCUCCGGGGUUAUCUGCUCAAAAUACUUCCUGUUUUUCAAAGAUACUGCAGGGAAAAUUGGCUCUCUCCAAUAAUAUUGGAAGGGCUUUGAUACUGGGUCCAUCUUUGCAGGUGACCAGUCUUUCCUGUAAUCUCCUCAGGAGGCUUAAGGAGUACACAACAAGGUGUUUCUUGUAAGAUUUUUCUGGGAGGUUGAGCAAGUGGAAGAGCAGCAAAUUCUAUGUCCCUUCGCAGGUUGCAACCUCUCCUGAGCUACCAAAGCAGGAUUUCCAUUACUAUUCUUUUGGCUCUUAGAGCCCACCUCUUCUUCUCUAUAGACUCUCUCCCACUUAUGGUUGUAUGUCACCAGCAGAGUCAAUCACUUCAGCUCACGAGCACCUUAGAGGGCUCAUACUCCAUGAGGUCCCAGGGCUCCUACAAUACUCUGCUCUUUCUACAUUGAGCCAAAUGCUUGAUCCUUAGAAACCUCAGUAGCACCAAGGUACAUGAGAUUGGGAGUCUGUACAUUUCCAUCCCAUUCCUCAAUGUCAACCAGAACCCUUCAUUUUGGGGAAAAUGGAGAAGACAAUUGCAACUUUAGAGCCUGGAGAGAAUGUGUUACCUAUGUCCUUUCCUUGACACAGCCCUCAGCAAGAUGGUGCAAGGGUUGGGCAUUAGAGAAGAAAAGACUGCUAAGCACAGUAUCAAUCUCCCAUUUCUUGGAACAAAGGGGAUUGAGAUCUGAUUAUAUAUGGAGUAAGCAGGAUGUCUUGUCUUUGAAUCUCUCAGUUAAUUGGACUGGUAGGUGGGGAGGUGCUCUGAUGAGGCCUUUGAGACCUAUAGCUGCUUUCAGGACUCUUGAGUUCCUCCAUGUGCUUGUGACUUUCUUCUUGGUCCCCAGGAUACAGAAGGCAUCCUGAAUUUUGGUGCUUUCUCUUUGAGAAGGAGGUGGGGAAAAAUCUUUAUAGAGUUGUAGUUUUGCUACCUCUGUCUACUGUGUGGAAUAAGACUGUGGAGUAGACCUGCUGAGAAUUGCUGUCCCAGGGACCAGGGUGGAAUCUGUCUUCGCAUUGUCAUCAACCAGGAGCUUGGAGAGAGGGGCUUGUCCAUUUCUCCUUGGCUUUGGCUGGGCCCUCCCACUCCUCUUUGUUCAUAUUGAACCACUUUGGGCAAUAUCAGUGUACGAUGUGGAAGAACAGGUGAGCCUACACAUGGCUCACUUUCUCUCCAUGAGGAAUUCAUCAUGAUACUGGAAUGUGGGGGGUCUCUCCUGUUUAGUAAACUACUAAUGUUGAAUCCAGGGACUGGGAAGGGUAGCUUUAUGGAAGAUCUUCGUGCUAAAAUUUUUAGACUGAGGUGUUAGAUGGGGAAAUGGUGAUCUAACACUCCGUUUACUAAGUUCAUAUACAUCAGUAUAAGAAAGUUUUAAAGCUCCAUUCAGAUUUUGUUUUCUGUCUGCCAUUUGUGGGACCAGAGAUUGAAGGUGUGGAUGGGGUGCACUUUCCCUGGUUGCUUGUUCUUGUCCAACUUGUUGACAUGAAGGGGCUACAUCCUGCUUCCUGUCAGUAACUUUUGGCCUCUUUUAUCAUCAACUUUAUCUCUUCCACCAGGAGGGACUAUAUCAUCUGGAUAUAUUUCUUACAUUGCAUACCUAGAGGUCAUCAUUUUGAUGUGAAUUUCUUUCCUCCUGUCACCCUGUGGUCUAUAGACACAGAGGGUGGGGGUGAAGAGAUGGUGUGGAGGAAGGAGCUCUCAAUGCUUCUUCCCCAAGACCUCUUACCAACUCCAUACCUCCAGAUGCUUGGCAGCCUCUUGCUUUUAUUUCUUCUUUUCCAACAAGUCUGGAUAAGACUAUCGGUUUCGUCAUGAGAUUUCUUGCUCUCAUUUCGAACUUUUUUUCCUUACUCAACUUUUUUUGGGGGUUCCCCCAUCCAUGCCAGAUCUUCUUGUAAAGACCAUUCAAACCUCAUUUUCAUUUCUUGAAUGUUGAGUAUUACAACAUCACUGCGCUAGGGUGCUUUUUGGUGCUGUUCCUGAAGAUGCCAGCUGGACAGAACUGCUUUUGUCCUACUGGUCCCUUAGAUCUUGCUGUAUUUUAUCUUCUGUGAGUUUUUUUUUUUUCCUCUAGGGAUUUGGGGUGGGAGAUUUAGGGGUGGCUUUUGUGUUCUCUCUCUUUAUGUCUUCUCUGUAUUUAUGGAUUGGUUAAGGUCAGUUACCAUGGGCAGCUGACUUUGUGAUAUUGGUUGGCUGACUUUGGUUCCAAAUUAAAGACAAACCAACAAAUUGUACAGCUGUGCACAGAACACCUCUCUGUGUGAAUUUGAUGGCAACUAGAGGCUUACUUUUUGAACUUCAGGUAUGUAACUCAAAAGUAAAUAAAAACUAUUUUUUCAGUAAGCUUUUUUUUUUUUCCUUCUAAAAGGUAACAUAGAAAUCAAACUAUAAGAACAUUAAAUCGGUGCUGUACCAAAGCCUUAUUCAAACAUAUUCUACACUCUGUAUAACCUGUCUCUGCGGAGCUCCCUGCUCCAUCACCCUGUUCUCCAAAGCCUGGGAAUGCCAGCAUGUGCCAAGCCUGGGGCUGGGUCUUAGGGACCUGUGAGCCAAGGGGUCCCCUGGGAGUAGAGGAUGAUGGUAAAGAUGGGGUACUAUUCUAUUGAGCAAAUGCUGAAAGAGAACCAGGCAUUUGUGAGUGUGUGUGUGUGGAGUACAUGUGCACAUGUGUGUGUAUGUGUGUGAAUAUAUGUGUGUGUGUGUGUAUGUGUGUGUGUAAGAUUACAGGUGCACAAUGCCAAAGUGAAUGUGCUAACUGGGGGCUUGAAAGGGAGACCCAGGUUGGCCCUGGGAAUGGGGCAGUUGUGGGAACGAAGGGGGACAUGGUCUCUUCUGUUUCCCACAUCCUUCCCUUUUUUCUCGGUCAGGGAGUGGAGGUGUAUUAGAAAUAGCUACACUCUCAACCAGGUGCUUUUUCCUCAAAAUAUUCAAACUCUAAGCAUUUAUAAAGGGCCCAUCCUAGGGGCAGGUACCUCUAGCCACCAAAUCACAGACAUCCAAGACUAGAAGGAACCUUUCUUCUCCUGAACCCUUGCUUGGUUUCUUGGGGGAAGAAAGUUGCUCCAACAGGAUGCCUGCACCUUCUGUUCCUUGACCUGGGGCCUAUUGUAGCUGCCACCUCUCUCUAGGCUGCCAUUUGGCUGCCCUACUCCUUUCCAACCCACUGAGACGACCCCACUGGAGAUGACCCAUAAGCCACACCUGCUCCAUGGCCCUAAGCAAUAAUUCCUGCUCUGGCUACCAAUGACAGUGAUUCCUUUGGCCUUAGACUUGCCAGUUAAAGGUAAUACCCCAAACUCAAGUAGGGAGAGAAUUUACAGUCUGCCUUAGUUCAGGCUGCCGUGCCAGGCUCCACUCGCUGGUAUUUUCAGGCUUGCUGAAUACUAUCCAACUCAUCGCCAGUAACACUGCAUGUUCAUAUCCUGAAUUAAAAGUCAAAAUGAGCAAACAAGUACAUAAGCAAACAAACAAAAGGGGAGAGAAGAAAAAGCCACAUCAAAUGACCAGAUGUGUAGCCAGUGAAGAUAGCCCUGGGAGUGUUGCAAGUUAAACUGAUUAAAAGAAGUUUAGUAUUUAAUUGCUCCUCAUGUAACAUUACUCUGCUUCAGAAAUGUUUUGUAUUUUGAUAUAAAUAAACAUUUGCUAAAAAAA
Ictidomys tridecemlineatus (thirteen-lined ground squirrel) is the source of this 16670-nucleotide messenger RNA. RefSeq names its product immunoglobulin superfamily member 9B (gene Igsf9b). Gene Ontology annotation, cellular component: neuron projection. NCBI's taxonomy places the organism in Eukaryota, Metazoa, Chordata, Mammalia, Rodentia, Sciuridae. The record is from RefSeq and is a predicted model, not a curated record. Gene Ontology annotation, molecular function: protein binding.